This is a messenger RNA of Archocentrus centrarchus (flier cichlid), 802 nucleotides long. RefSeq names its product D-dopachrome tautomerase (gene ddt). The coding region runs from base 73 to 429 and encodes 118 amino acids. NCBI's taxonomy places the organism in Eukaryota, Metazoa, Chordata, Actinopteri, Cichliformes, Cichlidae. Gene Ontology annotation, molecular function: phenylpyruvate tautomerase activity. The record is from RefSeq and is a predicted model, not a curated record. The transcript is spliced from 3 exons.
GCUGUGACGACACUUCCGUUUGAUCCUGUGCAGCCACGUCCUGUCAUCUGUGUGGAGACCUCAGUCACUAACAUGCCCUUCAUCGAGCUACAGAGUAACCUUCCAGCCAGCGUGUUCUCGGACGACUUCCUAAAGCGGCUGUGCUCCAGCACCGCGGCAGCUCUGGGAAAACCAGAGGACCGGAUGAAUGUGGUGGUGACACCGGGGCUACCGAUGCUAAUAGCAGGCUCUACCUCCCCGUGUGUGAUUCUGUCAGUGUCUGCUAUUGGUGUGACUGACACCGCCGACAAGAACAAGGAGCACAGUGCCAAGAUCUUUGAGUUUCUGACCAAGGAGCUCAGUCUGAAUGAAGACAGGAUUGUUAUUCUGUUCGGUGCACUGGAGCCUCACCAGGUCGGGAAAAAGGGAACUGUCAUGAGCUUCUUGUGAAGGCCGCUUCAUCUCACUCUUCCUGAAGGACAGGAUCAGCAUUUAUCUCACACUAAACACUCAUUUUAAAGGUCACUUACUUUAUUUUGAUGUCAUGUCCCUCUGUGCUGUGCCCAAAGCACAUGAUUAUGUUCAAAAGAAGCUAAAGAUGUGCCACUGUUACAUUCCCAAAACUACCUGCUUUCCAUAUUAGGGAUGAAGAAGCACACAGAGUGCUUAUUUCUUAGAGAAGUUUAACUUGAAAUGUGCAAAACUGUGAGUUUGGCUUUGUGGUGCAGCAGAGGAGCCCACUCUUCAGUUACUAAAUGUUUCCACUGCAAACACAUUUUCUGUGUAAGCUUUUUGACCUGAUGAAAUAAACCUAGUUUACUUA